AUGCCGGCGCCAGCUCAAGGAACGGCCGACACCAAGGCUACAACGCACACAUCGAGUCCAGCCGUUUCGAGUACCAACGAGAUGAAUGCACUCGGCACACAAAUCAACCGCGAUGAUGAGACGAGCGCCGACGACGACCUAGGGAGCAUCCAGCCAUUCGACGAUGCAUUCAUGCAAGCAAAAUUCCAUAAGCUUUGGCUGUGCCACCCUGGUGACAUCGUCCCACCCCUCAUUUGGCCGAAGCACGAAGACGGCAGAGCGAAGCUACUGAAGCACUGGCCUUUAGAGACGAAGAUGGGCCUCACGGACAUUGCUCUACUCAUCAAAGACGUGCCACUGGUGCGGAAGAAGCUUGAAGCACAAGUGGAGGCCCGCCUACUGGCGAGUGGCGAUCUUGUCGACGUACCAUGGCUUCUCCCGGAAGACGUCGAGGCAGUCUACAACAACCUGAUCGACGUCAUACCCCCAAAAGUACGCAAUUCCGCGAAGCGCUGCGCAAACGAUGCCCUUGAUGGUUCACCGGAGAAACGCUCGAAAGUCGACACAGGUCCGCCGAUGUCGACAUUGUCGCAGUGGGGAUAUUCUAUGAUGAUCAAACACGGUGUCUUCGAACCCUUCGAUCGAAAGCCACCCGGCGCCACAGGAGCUCAGCUUGCGGUCUUCCAUUACUGGAAACAGCUGCAUGAGAAGGAUGUGGAGGUCAACUCCCGACACGUUCUGGAGAAAGAGGACCUCAAGCGCCAAGUCAAACGCUAUCUCUCAGAUCCAUACGUUGAUCCGAUGGAGGCGCUGAACGAACUCUACCAGCAGCUUACCGAGGGGAAGCCAUCUCAGCAGAUGGGUACUGAUGAUGUAGAGCAAUUUGAGCUAGAGAUCGAGGAACUGGAGAGAGAGUCCGAGGAACUGGGGUUCUAG
Messenger RNA from Coniosporium apollinis CBS 100218, 915 nucleotides. RefSeq lists its product as uncharacterized. The record is from RefSeq and is a predicted model, not a curated record. The transcript is spliced from 2 exons. Lineage: Eukaryota; Fungi; Ascomycota; Dothideomycetes. Bases 1 to 915 code for a protein of 304 amino acids.